AUGUAUGCUGUUUUGUACGGAGCGACCGACAACAACAACAACAACAACAACGGCACCAACAAAACAGGAAGUGAUGGUUCGGGAAGUGAUAAAGAUGGGCGCCCCGUUUUCCCGUUUACAAGUCUCGGCAACGGCAAAGGGGAUAACGGAACCAAUAUUUCCAUCCGGGGUCUUACCCUGCUGUUGACCUUCUUGACGGUUGGAGUGCUGUUUUGCGUCUUGUUGCCUUUUGUCAUCCCGAGACUGCGUCGGAUUUGGAGGCAACGCCUAGAAACGAACAACGAGGAGGAUCAUAGAUCGAGCGUGGACGAACAGGGCAGGAUUCAGUUAAGGUAUAGUGCCAUUGAAUCAUGGUUGGUGAGCAAACAGGUCUUGGCGCACGAUGACUUGUGUCGCAGAGUUCUGCAGCACAAUGGCAAGGAAUGUUGGGAACCAGACACAUCGGCACACGGCAAAAACCGCUCGAAAGAACGUACCAUGACUGUAGAGACGUUGAUGUCGGCGGACGACGACAGCAACGACGAAAACCACGGGGAGAUUUGGAGUGAAUGUGACAAUGAAAAUGAAGGCCUCGAAUGUCCUGUUUGUAUGGAUUCCAUACAAGUGGGAGCCAUUGUAUCGUGGUCAGCCAAUCCCAAAUGCAGGCACUAUUUUCACCACGCGUGUAUCAAGGAGUGGCUCCUCAAACACUCCGAUUGCCCCUUUUGCCGUGAAUGCUUUUUACCGACCGAUCAAAUGCCUAGCAAACUAUCCAUGAAACACAUUUCGGAGCUCAUUGUAGCACAACAGCACCGAUCAGCACACUGCUUCUUUUGUCUCGAACACGGUGUUGUUGCAUUGCCUAACAAAUUAGAAGCCUGUUUUGCUGUAGACUCCGACGGCACCAAGGCGCUAUGGCAACGAGCGUCUGCCGUACCGAGCCGCCAGGCGCUCGUAACGUUACGAAAAGUUAAUCACGAACAAGAUUAUUUGAAUCGCACUGGCUCGAGUCAAGAAGACGAAGAUGAUCUCGGCAAUGAUUCCGUAGGUUUUGCACAAGACAGUGAAUUUAACGCAACAGCUUUGAACAGCAACGAGGAUACAAGCAAUGCUUUAAGUGCUGAUGCCAGUAGUGAGGAGGUGGACAUUGUUCCACAAGCAGGAAGUAGCGUAACGGUUGCCUUCGGUGGAGCCGACGGUACGGUUGUGGAUGCGGAUGACGGCGGAUUCAGACGCGAAAAGUGA
Phaeodactylum tricornutum CCAP 1055/1 is the source of this 1224-nucleotide messenger RNA. RefSeq lists its product with no specific name. Bases 1 to 1224 code for a protein of 407 amino acids. NCBI's taxonomy places the organism in Eukaryota, Bacillariophyta, Bacillariophyceae, Surirellales, Neidiaceae. The record is from RefSeq and is a predicted model, not a curated record. The transcript is spliced from 2 exons.